CGGGCCUGACCGCCGCUUGUGUGUGUUGGGUGCUGUUGUGUAGGUUAUCGCCGUUAUGCGAUCAAGGCAAGGCAGACUCCAGUCUAAUCUGCGGAGCAGCAGUAACAAAAUAUUAACGCCGUUUUCCGUAAUGCCCGUUCUGUGCCUGCCACUGAAUCAUUUAGCCGAACAAUGAGUUAUCCAAGCGAGUUUUCCCAAUCUCAAGAAUACGUCAGUUUCCGGAGCAGUAUCCCGCAACGCAAAGUAGCUGUCGAUGCAGAUGCUUCUAAGGAAUGGAAAAUAUAUGACUCUGGCCCCAAAAGUGUGAAAGCUCCGUUAGUGUGUUUGCCACCAGUGAGUGGUACUGCUGAUAUUUUCUUCAAGCAAGUUCUUGCGCUCAAUGCUAAAGGCAUAAGAGUUAUUGCUGCUGAACACCCGGUCUAUUGGAGUGUAAAAGAAUGGUGUGAAGGUUUUCGGAAAUUAAUGGAUUAUCUUGGUCUUCAAAAAGUUCAUUUGUUUGGAACAUCGCUCGGUGGAUUUUUAGCUCAGAAGUUCGCUGAGCAUACAGCAAGUUGUCCUAGGGUUGCUUCUCUCAUCUUGUGCAAUACAUUUAUGGAUACGUCUAUUUUCAACUAUAACGAUUCAGCUUCAUUGUUUUGGAUGUUUCCCUCUCUUCUCUUGAAAAAAAUGAUCAUGGGUAGUUUUACUACAUCUAAGGUGGAUGCUGGGAUUGCUGAUUCCAUAGAUUUUAUGGUAGAGCGGUUGGAAAGUUUAAGUCAGCAAGAUCUUGCAUCUCGUCUUACAAUGAAUUGUGUCAGCUCUUAUGUGGAACCACAGAAAAUGAAAGAAGUACCUGUGACAAUAAUUGAUGUUUUUGAUGAGUAUGCACUCAGUAGUCCUGUGAGAGAAGAAUUGUAUAAAUGCUACCCAAAUGCUCGACUAGCUCACCUUAAAUCUGGUGGGAAUUUCCCAUAUUUGAGUAGAAGUGAUCAAGUCAAUGUUUAUCUACAGAUACACCUUCGGUGCUUUCAAGGAUCUCCUGAGAGUCCAUGGGAGCAGAGUGCUGAAGAUCCUUUCUGGAAAGAAAUUAAUUGUGCUGGUUCGGACAUUAUGAUUGAUGCUACAGAAGAAUUAAAAUCCAACGGAGACGAGUCUUCAUCAGUCAAUGUUGCACCAACUAAAGGAGUUACCAGGGAUAAAUCAAACUCUGCCACAUUGCUUUGAUUAACUUUUCCAAACUGUGAUGAAAUAACUAACAGAUUUUUUAGAUGUGAAUGUUGUCUUGAGUCGUAACCAUUAUUGGAAGUCAUUUUUGUAUGAUCUGUUGUAAUUUAGAUUUACAUUUUUAUUGCUAUAUGAUAGAGAUUUAUUUUACUUCAAACUCUUUGAAACUUGCAUUGUGAUUCAAGACUUUGUUAUACUUUUAAAAGAAUUCAAUUAUGAAGGAGACUGAUGAUAUAAACUGCAAAAGUUUCGUGUGAUUCCAUGAAGUACUAUUUGAAAAGAUAAUUGUUGAAUUGGGAACAAUCCCAAACAUUUGUGAUGAAAUAUUGUAAUUGUUACUUACACAUAUUGCAUUUGAAAAUAUUUUUUAUGCAAUUUUACGUGAGGCUUGUUAAGAUCUAGUGGUACAUGUAUUCUUUCAAAACAUGAAUAAUGUAUUCUAUCUUACUGUGGACUGCAUUGUCCUGUUCAAGAUUCUUCAUUUUAAUACGAGAAUCAUUGAAUGUGUUUUUGAAGUUGAUGUAUCAGUGUUGAAUUGCUAGAACUUGUCUGUUUAGAACGUAGGGUUAAGCGUUAUGAGGUCGUCUGCUUUUUCUGUUUUAUAUCUUUUGUGGCUAAUGUCUGACAUAUCCAUUCUUUUCUGUGAUGCUAGAAAUGAGUUUUAAACUCGACAGUAUAAAAAUGCUGUUAGUAAAGCAUUUUGAAAUGGUUCAUAGGUUUUUGGAGAAUGGGUUUUGUUACUUUUUUACCAAAAAAAUAAAUGAGAAACAAGGAAA
Molecule: messenger RNA, 1979 nt
Organism: Frankliniella occidentalis (western flower thrips)
Lineage: Eukaryota; Metazoa; Arthropoda; Insecta; Thysanoptera; Thripidae
Product: maspardin
Exons: 7
Coding region: 172-1203 (343 amino acids)
Source: RefSeq, a predicted model, not a curated record